AUGUUCAAGACGGCAGCUGAGGCUUUUGAGGUCAAUAAGGGCGAAUAUCUUAUCGACGAUUUUGAGCAACGAGAUAUCUCUGUGAUUGCCACAGAGUUGCCGGUUCCCCUGCGUCUUGUAGAGACGGCCGUUGAUCGAGUUCUUCAAGUUCUGGAGGACUUGUUCUCCAUGUCACAUCUCCAGGAAGAUGAUCUAAAGUUUGUCAAUCAGCCGGAGGCUGCCGUGCUUGUAAACAUCGGCGGAGAGCGCGUUGUAUCCCGACGUUUUCUCGCUGACAAAUUUAUGUAA
Messenger RNA from Spirometra erinaceieuropaei, 288 nucleotides. The record is from the annotation of a GenBank genome assembly. NCBI's taxonomy places the organism in Eukaryota, Metazoa, Platyhelminthes, Cestoda, Diphyllobothriidea, Diphyllobothriidae.